AUGAUACCAACUCCAAACUUGGAUCACAUAUCUUCUAAAGAUUACGAAAACGUGUAUGAACCUGCCGAGGAUACAUUUUUGUUACUUGAUGCACUUGAAAAAGAUGCGGAACUUUUAAGAAAUGAAAUCGCACCUUGUAUAAGUUUAGAAAUUGGGUCAGGAACUGGGUGCGUAUCAACGUUCCUUGGGAAGAUACUUGGCGACGGCAAAGCACGUGGGUUUUUUUUAGCAAGAUCUCUUUCAUUUUUACAAGAACAUAUAAAUCCAUAUGCCAGUUAUAUCACUAUUAAGACAGGAUACAACAAUUCGCAGGUUCAAUUAGAGUCGAUUACCACCAACUUAGCAAAUGGUCUUUUACCAAGACUUUAUCAUUCCGUUGAUAUAAUAUGUUGUAAUCCACCUUAUGUGGUUACAACUUCUGAAGAAUUAUAUUCAUCAAAAAGUGUUAUCGAGAGAGCAUGGGCUGGUGGAAUUGAUGGGAGAGAAGUGAUCGAUAAGAUGUUACCAUUAGUUGAUGAAUUAUUAUCAGAUAAAGGUGUAUUUUACCUUCUAUUAAUAAGUGAAAAUAAACCAAAUGAAAUUCGCGAAACGAUGAAAAAUGAUUAUAAUUUACAAUCAAAGGUUGUACUAUCGCGUUUAGCAGGAAGAGAAAAACAAUCGAUCUUGAGAUUCUGGAGAGAUAUCCGGCAAUAG
Funneliformis mosseae is the source of this 693-nucleotide messenger RNA. The record is from the annotation of a GenBank genome assembly. Lineage: Eukaryota; Fungi; Glomeromycota; Glomeromycetes; Glomerales; Glomeraceae.